Molecule: messenger RNA, 311 nt
Organism: Ceutorhynchus assimilis (cabbage seed weevil)
Lineage: Eukaryota; Metazoa; Arthropoda; Insecta; Coleoptera; Curculionidae
Source: the annotation of a GenBank genome assembly
AUGAAGAAUUCUGGAAAUCAGCCUACAAAAACUGAAUUAUUUGAAAAUACAGUCUCACACAUUUCAAAGUUUUCCUGGAAAACUAGUGAAGGGAAAAAUUUGAAAUUUUUGCAUGUGAAGAAGAAAACUAGAUCAUUUUCCCAAAAUUUCAAAUUUUUCCAUUGGAAAAUAACAUGACGAAUCUUGGAAAUCAGCCUACAAAAACUGAAUUAAUCGGAAGACAGUCUCACACAAUUCAAAGUUUUCCUGGAAAACUAGUGAAGGGGAAAAAUUUGAAACUCUUUGCAUGUGAAGAGGAAGGUAAGAAGUUC